ACUCUCUUCCCAUUGACCAACUGUAGGAGAGGGAGUAUUUUUGGUAUAGGAAUUAGCUCCUUCCGGCACUUUCACUUUACUCUCAACUCGCAAACGGAGUGCAAGCAAGAAUGGCUAACCGUGGACCUUCUUAUGGCCUUAGUGCCAACGUUGCUAACAAGCUUGCUGGAAAGCGCGACCCUCAAUUAGAAGCUGAAAUUUUGCAGUGGAUUGAAGCAAAUUUGGGACAAAAAUUACCCAAUGGACCAUAUGAAGAAAUUUUGCGUGAUGGAGUUAUUUUGUGCAAUCUGAUGAACAAAUUGAUGCCUGGAUGUAUUCAAAAGAUCAACACUUCUGGUGGACAAUUCAAGAUGAUGGAAAAUAUCAAUCGCUUCCAGGAAGCUGCUAAGAAAUGGGGUGUACCCGAAAUCGACGUUUUCCAAACAGUAGAUUUAUGGGAACGCAGGAAUAUAUGCCAAGUCAACCAGUGCCUAAUGGCUUUAGGACGCGCCUGUUAUUCCCAUCCUGAGUACCAAGGACCUCCUCUUGGACCUAAGCCAUCGGAAGAAAACAAACGUCAGUUCACUGAAGAACAACUGAGAGCCAGCGAAGGCAUUAUUAACUUACAAUACGGAACCAACAAAGGAGCUAACCAGAGCGGACAAAAUUUCGGAAACACAAGGCAUAUGUAAAGGAACUUUGCUUCAAUGCAUCGCCAGUAAUCGGGGACAUUUUUAGAUGAAUCUAUUUCAGAAAGAGGAUCUCAACUAACACAAAUCAAAUCAACAAAUAUUUAUAAAACUAGAAUAAUAUCAUUUUGAUUACAAUGCAUAGUUUUAUUUUAAUAUUGGAUUUCAUUCACUGCUCUUUUCACUUACACACAUUGUAAACUUAUGGAUCAUUCUAAUAUUACUGGUGAUGCACUCAUUGUACAAGCUACGAUGCAGCUGCUUCACUUCAGAAAAAGAAUCCCCUGUCUCUUACAAAUUGAAACAUGCAUUAUGCUGUUCACGAGGACAGGAAUGCGAAUAAAAUUAAUUAUUUAAAAAAUCA
Messenger RNA from Argiope bruennichi, 1032 nucleotides. RefSeq names its product muscle-specific protein 20-like. Gene Ontology annotation, biological process: actomyosin structure organization. Lineage: Eukaryota; Metazoa; Arthropoda; Arachnida; Araneae; Araneidae. Bases 111 to 671 code for a protein of 186 amino acids. The transcript is spliced from 4 exons. The record is from RefSeq and is a predicted model, not a curated record. Gene Ontology annotation, molecular function: actin binding.